Messenger RNA from Vidua macroura (Pin-tailed whydah), 3177 nucleotides. Its product is annotated as tubulin tyrosine ligase 3-like. Gene Ontology annotation, biological process: cilium movement; protein polyglycylation; cilium assembly. Lineage: Eukaryota; Metazoa; Chordata; Aves; Passeriformes; Viduidae. The coding region runs from base 212 to 2962 and encodes 916 amino acids. The record is from RefSeq and is a predicted model, not a curated record. Gene Ontology annotation, cellular component: cilium. Gene Ontology annotation, molecular function: ATP binding; protein-glycine ligase activity, initiating. The transcript is spliced from 10 exons.
CCUGCAGAGCCAGCCACAGCUCCCCUCACCAUCAGACUAGCCUGGGACAGUGUGACACAAAGCAGCCCCUCAUCCAGGGGAAAUACUUGAGCAGGUGACAGUCCAGCUGCCCCUGGCCCAGCAGGCCAAGGACAAGGGAACAGUGGGGCAUCCCGAGGCUGUGGAGCGCAGCUGGGAUGCUGGCAGAAGGCUUGGCAGGUCAGGGAAUGCCAUGGCAGGAUCCCCAGACUUGGUGAGGCAGAGGCAGACAGGGCAGGAAGCAGCUGCCAACAUCGGCUAUCACGAUGGCCGCCAGUAUGCAGCUGAGUCUGAGCGGCUCAGGAAGGCCAGGCUGCGUGUGGAGAAUGCCAUUAAGGAGAAGAAGAUCUUUGCAGUGCAGGGGCCUUACCCCGUCAUUCGCCGGCUGCUGCGCGCCCGCGGCUGGGUGGAGAGGAAGCUGCCCCGCAAUGGCAGGCAGCUGAAGCAGCAGCCUGGCGACCAAAGCAAACGGCAGCUGGAGACGAGGGCAAGUGGUGGCGGUGAUGAGCAGGGGGAGGCAGUGCUGAGCCCACGUGGUGGGACACAGCCUUCCCUGGGCACCGCAGAGCCCCUGCAACACCCAUGGCCACGUGAUAAGGAGAACAAGGGGCAAAGGGAAGAUGAAGACACGAAGGAAGACAUGGAGCAGUGCAAUGAGGACUCCGAUGACAUCCAUAACCUCAUGUCCUUCCUGGUGCAGGACCAGGUGCCAAACUUCCUCUGGACCAUUCACCUUAGCAGCAUUGACCAGGAGUUGCUGCCGAGGAUUGAGAUGGUGAACCGCUAUCCCCGGCUGUCUGCGCUUUGCACCAAGGAGGGGCUGUGCCAGAGCCUGCAAAACUUGCCCUGGUUCGAGCAAGUUGACUUCAACACCUUUUUCCCCCGGUGCUACCGGCUGGGGCUCAUGGACGAGCAGGAAGCCUUCAUUGAGGAUUUCCUCCUGACAGCAGCUCGCAGCCUGCUCAAACUGGCCCUGCAGAAGGUCAGGGACAGGCCGGUGGGGACAGAGCAGCCCCCAGAAUCUGACAAGGUGCCAGCAGAGCCGCGCUCCCCCCUGUAUCCCCAGCUGGUGGAGGAGGCCCUGGAGGUCUGUGAGCAGCACCUGGGCAUCCUGGGGCACCAGGACAUUGACAGGAAGACCCCAUCGCCCUGCCGCACAUGCAUCGACUGGGACCGCUUCCUGCCCGAAUACUACCGUGUGGCACAUGAGGGGACCAGGCUGGUGCUGGGCAGGGAGCAGCAGGAGCGGUGCCAGGACCUGCUGCAGCGCCUGGAGGAGAAGCUGCCGCAGUUCAGCAUAGAGGGCAACCUUAACAUCUGGAUCGUCAAGCCCAGCGCCAAAUCCCGCGGCAGGGGUAAGGCUGGGGGAAGCAUGGGGCACACACAUCCCCACAGAGAGGGGAUCCCACCAUCGCUGUGUUGCCCAGGCAUCGUCUGUGCCACACGGCUGGAGGAGGUGCUGGAGCUGGCGCAGAACUGCACGAGCCCCCCGGCGCAGGUGUGCAAGUGGGUGGUGCAGAAGUACGUGGAACAGCCGCUGACCAUCUUCAACACCAAAUUCGACAUCCGGCAGUGGUUCCUGGUGACUGACUGGAAGCCACUGACUGUCUGGUUCUACCGAGACUGCUACCUGCGCUUCUGCUCCUGGCCCUUCUCCCUGUGUCACCUGGAGCCCGCCAGGCACCUCUGCAACGUCUCCAUCCAGAAGCGGUACAAAACAUCACAGCCGGACUCCCGCGUGCCCCCCGACAAGAUCUGGUCCAACAAGCAGUUCCAGGCCCACCUGGCACAGCUGGGGCAGGCGAAUGCUUGGCAGCAGGUCAUGGUGCCCGGCAUGAAGGCGGCGAUCCUGAACGCCCUGCGCUGCACCCGGGACCAGGUGGGCUCCCGCAAGGGCAGCUUUGAGCUCUUCGGGGCCGACUUUCUCAUCGGGGAGGACUUCCAGCCCUGGCUGCUGGAGAUCAACUCCUGCCCCACCAUGAGCCCCUCCUCGGCGGUGACACGCCGACUGUGCGCCAACGUCCAGCGGGACACGCUGCGCCUCGUGCUCGACCGCAAGGACAACCCCACCUGUUCCAUUGGUGCCUUUGAGCUCCUCUACAGGGAGGCACCUGUGUCCUCAUGUCUGACUGUGGGGCUGAAGCUGAUGGUCACAGGCCGUUCUCUGAAGAAGCCCCAGCUGGCAAAGCAUCGCUCCCAGGACAAGCCCUCCACCACUGUACUCAAUCCCCAGCUCCCUGCACCCUCAGGGGACAGAGCCACCAAGGUCCCCUGGUCCAGAGCAGCACAGGAAAAGCUGUCUCCUCUGGGACUGCAGAGCAGCUGCUCCCUGCCCAAGUCUGGCCCUCCAGCACUGCCACAGCCCUUGGACUGCUCUGCUGGGGGCCAGGAGCUGCCAUGGCUCCUUCACCUGGUGGUGGGGCAGCCCAAGGAAGCUCAGCCCCAGGAAGCUCCACCUCAGACAGCUUUGCUGCCGAUCACCAGCUGUCCUCUGGAUAGGGGGCCUGUGUCACCACCCCGGGGAGCAACCAAGAGCCCCUGGCAACCUCCGGGCGGUUCUGCCAGGAGCCAGGAGCUGCCAUGGCUCCUUCAUCUGGUUGGGCAAGCCGAGGAUGCCCAGCCUCAGUUAGCUCACACCCAGGAAGCUCAGCCCCCGAUCAAUAGCCAUCCCCUGGAUAGGUUGCCUUCGCUCCAGGAAGCGCCCAAGAGGCCCUGGCGGCGCCCAGGGUCCGGGAGCCAGGGAUUGACACAGCUCAGUCAGCCGGGUGGGCAGCCUCAGGCUGCUCGGCCCCACAAAGUUCUGCCCCUGAUCAAUGCCCAUCCCCCGGUGCGGGGGCCUGUGCCACAACCCUGGGGAGCCCCCAGCAGACCCUGGCGACCCCCGGGCUGUGCACCGGCUCCUGCAGGACUUCCUGCCAGGCCAGUGCGCCUGCCGGCGCUGUAACAGCACCGGGACCCCUGGCCCCUGCCUGGGACAGGAGAACCCGGCAGCUCCCAAGGGAAUGCAGAAGAUACCCCCACGAGGUGACAGCACCCUGCCCAUCCUGGAUGGGGUAACACAGCAGCACCCGGCUGCCUCCCACGAGAACGGGAGCCCACUGCUGUGCCAUGGUAGCCACCUUAACCUGCAUGCCUGCUUUAAUAGACUUUCGUGAGAAG